AUGCCAGAUACGGCAUCUCACGCGAUUGCCUACCCUGUCUACGCGGCCGCUCUCCUUCAAUUGUCUACUAUGGAUCCGUCAACCGCCAGGGCUGGGAAGGCUGUGGAUGUUUUCGUGGAAGACGGACACCCCGACCCAGACGGAAAGCUGCGCGUGCGCAUUGGGUCGUGUUGUCCGAUCGUGAGGAGGCUCCUGCGGUGGAACGAGGAGGCCCACGACCACCUCGAGGCGGAGGCGAAGGAGGCGGACUCGUUCCUGGAGAAAUUCGUGGACGCCCCCGUGGACUCGGGGAAGAUCUCGGGGCUGGCCCACUGGUGGGCCCAGCCCGUCGUCGACACCGCCUCCACAUUCCACUAUGCCUGGCUGGUGGUGAUCUCGACGGCCGCCGUCUACAACUGGAUCUUCAUCGUCGGCCGGUCCGUCUUCUGGGAGCUGGGGAACCUCUCGCCUGCCGUCUGGUUCUCCCUCGACUACAUCUCCGACUUCGUCUAUCUCUUUGACAUGUACAUACGCUCCAAAGAAGGAUACCUGGAGCAAGGGAUCAUGGUGAGGGACGGGAAGAAGCUGAGGCGGAACUACGUUCGCUCCUCCGUCUUCCUGCUGGACGCGUGCAGCAUCCUUCCGACCGACUUGUUCUAUCUGGCGAUGGGGACGGAGUGCGAGGAGAGGGUUCCGUGCCCCGUCGUCCUCAGGGUCAAUCGGCUUUUCAAGUUCCCGAGGCUCAUAGAGUUCUUCGAUCGGACCGAGACCAGGACCAAUUUUCCGAACACUUUUCGCAUCGGGAAGGUUAUCCUGUACAUCCUGGUGAUCAUCCACUGGAAUGCGUGCCUCUACUUCGCCAUUUCGUAUUCCAUCGGGUUCGGGACGGACCAGUGGGUGUAUCACGAGGUGGAGGGGCCGGGGUCGGAGAUCCCGGUGGUGAGGCUCGCCCAUCAGUAUAUUUAUAGCUUUUAUUGGUCGACGUUGACGCUGACGACGAUCGGGGAGACGCCGCAGCCGGUCAAGGACGAGGAGUUUCUGUUCGUCAUAGUCGACUUUCUCAUCGGUGUCCUCAUCUUCGCUACGAUCGUCGGCAACGUUGGGUCUAUGAUCAGCAACAUGAACGCGGUCCGUGCCGAGUUCCAGAACCGGAUCGACGGCAUCAAGCAGUACAUGGAGUUCCGCCACGUGUCCAAGGACCUCCAGGCCCGGGUCAUCCGCUGGUUCGAUUACCUCUGGAUGAACAAGCAGAGCCUGGACGAGGAGAAGGUGCUGGGGACCCUGCCGGACAAGCUCAAGGCGGAGAUCGCCAUCCACGUCCACCUGGACACCUUGAAGAGGGUGAAGAUCUUCGAGAACGCGGAGCCGGGCCUGCUCAAGGAACUCGUUCUUCGGCUCAAACUUCAGGUAUUUAGCCCGGGGGAUUACAUCUGCAAAAAGGGUGACAUCGGGAAGGAGAUGUACAUCGUGAAGAGAGGGAAGCUGAACGUCGUCGCAGAUGACGCCAUCACCAUUUACGCAACACUCAGCGACGGAAGCGUCUUCGGAGAGCUGAGCAUCCUGAACAUCCCCGGGAACAAGACAGGGAACCGGCGAACUGCAAACGUCCGGAGCGAGGGCUAUUCCGACCUCUUCUGCCUGAGCAAGGACGACCUCUGGGACGUCCUCGAGGAGUAUCCCGACGCAAAGAGGACUCUCCUCGAGGCCGGCAGACAGAUCCUCCUCAAGGACAACCUCCUCGACCUCGAUGCUUCCAAGCAUGCCGAGGAGGAGCAGGAGGCUCUUGAGAGAAAAAUUAAAAAACUCGAGUCAUCGAUGGAGGUGAUGCAAUAUCGCUUCUCGAGGCUGAUCGCAGAGUACACGAGCGCAACCCAAAAGCUGAAGCAGAGAGUUCAUCGUCUGGAGCUCGGGGAUGAAACGUGCAUGCCGAUCCGGAAGGGCCACUCCGCCUCCUACCUCUCUCCUCCUCUGACCACUACUGUGUCCAUGACCACGCUCCCCAGCUCCUUGUCGGCGUCCCCGUCCAAGUGA
Messenger RNA from Darwinula stevensoni, 2010 nucleotides. The record is from the annotation of a GenBank genome assembly. NCBI's taxonomy places the organism in Eukaryota, Metazoa, Arthropoda, Ostracoda, Podocopida, Darwinulidae.